Clonostachys rhizophaga is the source of this 6900-nucleotide messenger RNA. The record is from the annotation of a GenBank genome assembly. NCBI's taxonomy places the organism in Eukaryota, Fungi, Ascomycota, Sordariomycetes, Hypocreales, Bionectriaceae.
AUGGGAUUGCUGGCUGAGGUCGAAGCCCGUCAAGGCCCAGCCUGCUGGCCUGUUACCACCAAUUCAAACCGUGAUGGUUUUGCAGAUGGUCCUCGCCGGGAGCCUCCUCGAGGUCCCAGGGCGUUGAUUGAGCCACGGGGUCGUGGCUAUUCUGGAGACUACAGGGGAAGAGGUGGUCGUGGAAGAGGCCGUGGCUGGCCUGCGCGGGAUGAAAGUAGAGAACGCGGUCGGGACAGGGACAUUGAAUUCCGCGACCGCUUUCGCGACGAGAGGAGUAGAGAACGCGACCGAGAACGGGAUAGAGACCGGGAGAGAGAAUGGCGCGAUCCCUACCGCUCACGGCGCUCCCCCAUAGGCAGAGCACGCUCCCCGAUACGAGACUUUAUCCGCGAUCGAGACCGAGAUGGACCUCCAGGACCUGAUGCUGACAGACCGCGCCGCAACUCACGGGACGGUCCAUUGUCAGGAGGCUCGCCAAUAUCCGAGCCGCCUUUCGGACCCCCACCACUCCAACGUGGUGGGUCGUUUGUUCGCGGAAGGGGUGGUAGAGGUGGAAGAGGAGAUUGGAUGGGCGACCGGAACCGUGGACGAGCAUCAUUCGACGACCGUGGAGACCGUUACCCCAGAAGUCGAUCUCAGGAAGGUCGCUGGGGACGCGAGCGGGAUGAGCGAGAACGAGGCGAUAGGUAUCCUGAUGCGGACAUGCGCCCCAGAGAUCCUCGUGAUGAGCGAGACAGGCCCGUGGAUUUGUUCCGUCCGAAGCUAGAUGCCCGUGGGAACCCUCAGGACUCCGUUACUCCUAAACGGGAUGUAUCCCCUCCUCCUGUAGCACCGUCUGCUCCGGCCUUCGGGUCAGUGCCAAACCGCCCUCCAAGCAUUGGAGAAAGCCAGUUGAGCAUCGCAGGAACCGGCAAGCUUCCUCCAACGGCCCCGAGGGCGUUCGGUGAACAAAGACCAUCAGUUGGCCAGGAACCCCCUAUGGCCCCAACUGGACCCGCCAACAAGCCGCCCUUGCCCCAUGAAGGCCCAGCAAUUCCCUUAGGGCCCCGAGCACAACAGCAGAAGGUCCAGCGCCCGUCGAGCAAGCAAUGGAUUAACCCUAGUCUGAAGAAAGCUCCAGAUUCGCCUAAGCUCAUGAGGUCCCAGACCUUUACGCAACCACGAACUGGCCCUCCACGACGGGAGAGUAUGCCCUCAGACCAAGGUUUGCCGGACAGGAGGCCUCAAAGUAGUGAUUCGAAAGCCGCUUCUGACUUUGCUGACUCGGAAACUCGAAACCGAUCCCAUUACAGUGCAGAGCCCGGUGAAAUCAUGUCGAAAACUGACAACGAUUGGCACAUGGUGGCCGGAUCUGAUGAAUACAGACGCCUCUCGCUAUCGAUCAAGGGCGACGACACAAAGGACAAAGAGAACUACACUACAUCGCCCGGAGCUCGACAGAUGAAUGGCAUUUAUCCCAAGGACGAAGAAAGUCGACCGAAAGAGAGCAAUUUGAAGAAGCGAAAGCGACCCCAUCUCCGCGCUGUCCGGUUUGCCUUGCCGCCGAAACCUCAAGCCGCGCCAGAUCAAGAUUGGGAUUCUGAUGAUGACGAUGAGGACAUGAGCGACUAUUUUGCUAUGCAGAUCGAGAAAACCGAGGCUGUGUUGAGCACGUUACAAAAGCCAAUCCUUCCGAUGGAAGUAGUGGCGCAUUAUGCUGCAAUCUCCCACGGGGCUAUGGUCAAGAUAUUGAAUGAAGGGGACGACCUGGAAGGCUUAGUUGGGAAAGCACCGGAGGAGCUUCACAAGUCGAAAAAGAAGAUUGAGACUACACCGACACCCGCCAGCAGCAUCCCAGCACCGGAAGUUACCCUACCUAAAAAGGAAGUACUUGUUCGUCGAGAGGGUCCAGUGGCUCCUAAGGAAACCCUUCCUACCAAAGAGAGCGCAGCCGCCAAGGAGACUUUGAUCGUUAAGCCAACUACGAAAGAACUGAAAGAACCAGCCUCCAAAGAACCGAAAGAACCGCCCUCCAAGGAACCGCCCUCCAAGGAACCACCCUCCAAGGAACCACCCUCCAAAGAACCACUCUCCAAAGAACCGAAUGUGUCAGCUUCCAAAGAACCGAAAGUACCAAUUGUCAAGGAUUUAAAAGAGCCAGCCGUGAGCGAACCAAAAGAACCAGUAAUUCCCAAGGAACAGCCACCCGCCAAGGCAACCUCACUUGUGGUGGAAGAUGCAUUGGCCAAGGAUUCGGCCAAGAACCAGAAUGCAGAGCAAAAGGAGAAGGUAAUUUCUACAGAGGUUGAAAUGGCAGAGGAAGUCCCCGUGGUGAAGGAACCCUCAGCUCCGAAGCCCGUUCCGGAACCCGGCACGGACACGGCAAUGCAAUUAGAUGAUGCUAGCGAGAACAUGGCAGUGGAAGGCGAUAGCACUCUAAAGCCGGAGACUCAGGUCCUUCGAAUCGAGCCGAAAUCUGAGGAAAUGGAGAUUGACAGUGUUGAAGUCAAGGAACCACCACCUGCUCCAUCAGCCUCGGUACCUUCAACACCUCCGCCAGCCCCGGCUGUUCCUGAAGUAACGCCCGAACAGAGUGGUCCGAAGUCUCCUCUCCCAGCACCCGCCCAGAACGUUGACAACAAUGCUCCCGUGGAAUCUGCUGCCCCGUCUGCAGAAACCAUUCCAAGCGUUCUCAUGGAAAUUACAGCGACUGAAGUGAAAGUUCCUAGCACGCCAUCGCAGGUCGAGGACGAAGGCGACGACGAUGAAACAGAGUCUGAGGACGAGGCAUAUCUUGACCCUGCUGCGACGCGAAGGUACAACGUCACACCCCCGAUUGAUGGCCUUCCACAACCCACUGUGGGACCAUGGCACGAGGACAGCGAUUACCUUGCAUCACUCGAUGCAGAUACUGGAAUGGAAGAUUUCAUUCUUGGGCAUUUAGAGGAUAUGCAUAUUACCAAAACCAAAGAGACGACGCAGGGGCAACAAGCGUACGCCGAUAGCUACACCAAGUACCUCAAAUUCACGUUGUCGACUGAUCCUGUUGCUGCCAAGAGUCGUGACAAGUUUUCUGUCUCGGGGCCGUCAACCGAAGUUGUCGGGCUUGCAACUCCAGAGCCCAAGCCUGAAGGGAGAACUAGUGGUAGGCGUUUUGCUUCUGAGCGUGAUCUUGAGCGAGUCUUACAGGCGUCGAUGCGGGAAGAGGAUGAAAGAAGGGAACGUGAAUUAAGAGCCCAGAAAGAGAAGUAUCGUAGUGAAAAGGAGGCUGUGAUACCUGACAUGUACUGGGAUGCGGAAGACAAGGCUAGAGUUCAGUUCUACGACCGGUCAGGUUUCGUCAACCAAAGCGAGCUUGCGUCGGCAUGGCAUGUUCUUCCUCCAGUCAACAACUUCACCGAGCAAGAAGUUGAGCUCUUUGAGAAACGAUAUCUGGAGGUGCCAAAACAAUGGGGCAGAAUUGCCGAGACGAUUCCCCAUCGUGACUUCGGCACAUGCAUUCAGUAUUAUUAUCUCAUGAAGAAAGAGUUGAAGCUCAAGGAGAAGCUCAGGAGACAGCCUAAGAGGCGUAAGAAGGGCAGAGGGAAGCAAAGGUCAAGUGCCCUCGUAUCCGAACUUGGCAACGGCGAACCAGAGACGGAGGAGAACCACGAGAAUGGGGAGAACGGGGAGAGCAGACGCCGUCCUCGGCGAGCCGCAGCUCCUACUUGGGGCUUCGAACAGCCUCUCAACACAGAGUCGGAGAAUGGCACCCCUGUCAGCACUCCUGGCCGGCGUGGUGCUUCUGUCAAGGGGGAAGAAAAAGUCGAUGGUCGGAGAGGCAGAAGAUCAAAAGCAUCCAAGGACAAGGAGCCGAAGCAACCCAAAUCCAACCAAGCUCUGGCUGCUGCUCCAGCACCCGGGUCGACUGGCAGAUCACGCUCAAGGUCAGAUAACAAGGGGCACAGUAUGGAAUUUCAGGCAGGAACUCCUACUGAAGGUCGUGGCCCGCCCCCUCAAUUUGAGCAGCAACAGCAUCCGGGAGUCCAACAUGCUUUUUCUGUUCAGCAACCAAAGCAGGAGCCUCGACCCCAAACUAUGGAGCGCCAGCAGGCUUUGCCUACAGGUUCCUCAAUUACAGAUGUUAUCGCAGCUCCCUCUCUGCGCCCAGAACCCCCGCAACCACCUCCACAGCCGGCCAUGGCUACAUUCAACCUGACACAGUCUCAACAAGAGCGUAAGGCUCCGACACAAGCGUCAAGCUAUUGGAGUGUAUCCGAAUCCAACGACUUCCCACUUCUACUUAGAGCAUUCGGGUCUGAUUGGGCAGCUAUUGCUGCUCAUAUGGGAUCCAAGACGGCAGUUAUGGUCAAGAACUAUUUCGUCCGACAAAAGGAUCACGGGAAACCCGAAUGGGAGCAGCUCAUGCGUGAAGCAGACGCAAAACGAGAACGCGGCGAGAAGCGGCCCGAGCCGCCACUGCCAACCAGUGGCGGCCGCGGCCGACGAUACGAGAGCUCCGGAAGUACGAGCGCAUCUCGACCACUUGUCCCUGCACCUGGCAAUGUGGAUUUGAUGCCGGAGGCAGCCCAACCCAAGACCGAAGCGAGUGUGCAGCCCAGCAGACCACCAACUUUUCCUGCGUUUGGAUACCCAAUCAACGGCACACCGCAGGAACAGGCCCAGGCUCGAGCCCAUGCACAGGCCCAGGCUCAUGCUCAAAUCCAAGCUCAAGCCCAAGCUCAGGCUCAGGCCCAGGCCCAGGCACAAGCUGUACCAGCAGGUGGUCAACAACCACUGCAAAUACAGCAGCAACCAGCAGUUUCUCAGCCACCACCCCCAGUCAUGUCUCCUGGUGCUCGAUCUCUGAGAGCGCCCCCUCUUCCAUUCUCGUUUCAUGACCGAGAUAGGGAGCAACCUCAACGUGUUGCAUUGCCAGGGGCAAAACAACCCAUCCCUCCACAGGAUGUUCGAGAGCAACUUCGAGAGCAACGACAUGUUCCUUCCGCACAACAUAUGCAGCCACCACAGCCUGAACUGGGCCCCGAGAGGCAGCAAAUGGAGUUACAGCAGCGAGAGCUGGAGCGCGAACGCGAACGUGAACGCGAGCGUGAUAGGAUAGAGCGGGAGAGGGAGAGGGAAAUGGUUCGGCAACAAGACCGCCGACCGAUGAGAAUCAAACCGGAAGCAGACCCCCUCUCCCCACGCCAAUACGAGCCGUUUGGUCAUCGUCCGCCAACGCUUCCUUCAAGAAAUGAUCCGCUAGCUCUGCCCCGUCAUACGCAAGAGGUUCCCAGGCACGAGCCGCCCAGGCAUGAACAACCCAGACAUGAACAACCCAGACAUGAGCAGCCUAGACACGAACCACUUAGACAUGAGCCACUCAGGCACGAGCCACUCAGACAUGAAUCACCCAGGCAUGGGAUUCCUUCAGCUUAUGCACCCUUGCAGGCUGGAUCACAGCCAGUGCGAAGCAUCUUAAGUGAUGCCCCUCCAGCUCAGUCUUCACCUCCACCCUUAGCCCCUCCUGGUUCUAGGCCGCCUUCUGUGCUCCAGCAGAGAAUGCCAGCUGGCCCUGGCCAAGAUGUAUAUGGCUCAGCUCCAGCGCAGUCUGCACCACCAACACCGGCUGCCGCACCUCCUAGACCUCCAGAGCCUCGCAAGGCAUCCAGCAUUAUGUCGCUAUUGAACGAUGACCCCCCGCCGCCCAAGCGCAUGAGCGACGUUUCCGGCCAGUCUUCCAGGCCCUCGCCAACCCCUCCGCCCCAGACAUUGGGGCGACCUUCGCCAAGAGAAGCUCCUCAACCGGCACCCUUACGCCGAGAAGAACCUCCGUACUCUCCUUAUGGCAGGCCGCAACCUGGACCAGCAUCUGCUAUGCCGCCUCUCAAGCCUACUUACGCGGCUUCGUCUCAACCACAAGCCUCAGGUGGCCCCCGUUCUGCGCUGGGCUUAGGCUCUGAGUCUCCAGCCUUGAGAGAUCAAGAUUACUAUCGACAGCACGCAUACCAAGCUGGCCACCAGCCCAGCGCAAGCAACUCUCCUCAGCAUCAGCAUCGCUUUCAACCUUCAGGGCAGCCCCAAAUGGGAUACCAGGGUCAAGGCUAUCCUACAUCGUAUGGGUCAGCACCACCACCACAUGCGUCUUCUCCACCCCCUCAGUAUGGGGUACAUAACUCAGCCUCGAGGGGAAGAGAGGUACCCCAAGGUGCCCGAGACUCAUGGUCACCAGCUAGUCAUCAGCCCCCUCCAUCCAACUGGGCAACUCAAGGCCCAAAGAGCAGCCAACCACCUCCGCCCCAGCAGUCAUGGGCUCCUCAACACCCUGGCUCCUCAGGAGUCAAUGGACCGACAAGCUCUUGGGCUACAGCUCCCCCCCCUCAGCAGGCGCAUCACUCUACCGGUUUGAGAGACGAGCGCGGAUCGCCAAUGUACGCGUCCAGUGGGGUACCUCAACAACAACAUCAAAUGCAGGGCCGUUACGCUCCACCCUCUUCCUCCAGAGGACCAGACCCGGGCCCACCGUCAUCGCAGUCUUAUCCACGGUACGCAUCGACUCCAGGCCCAGGACCCGGACCUCAACCGCCUCGAGAACUUCCCCCGCGAAGCUAUACACCAUCUCCCUACGAUGGCCGCGGACCUCCGCCCUCACAAGGCCCUGGAGGGUAUUCUGGGCCAGACCCGCGGGAUUUACAACUCCGAGAUUCUCAGCACCGAGAUCCUCGAGAGCUGAGAGACCCUCGAGAGUUGAGAGACCCUCGCGAGUUGAGAGACCCCAGAGACCUGAGAGACCCCCGAGACCUCAGAGACCUGAGAGAUCCCCGAGAGCUUAGAGACCCCCGAGAGCUUAGAGACCCCCGAGAGCUACGAGACCCUCGGGAUGUGGCGCAUGGUCUUCGACCUCACGAGUACGACCGACGGAUGGAUCAGUAUGGAAGGUGA